AUGCGGAGAUUCGCCAUAGCAAGUCUUCUUUUGGCGGCAUACUGCCAAUAUGCCUCCGCUGGUGGAUACGGCGGUGGAGGUGGAGGUGGAGGUGGCGGUGGCGGUAGCGGCGGCGGCGGCGGCGGAACUUAUGGUGGCAACAUGGGAGGAGGAUACAAUGGCGGAGGCGGUGGCGGAGGCAGCGGCGGAGGCGGAGGC
Strongylus vulgaris is the source of this 198-nucleotide messenger RNA. The record is from the annotation of a GenBank genome assembly. Lineage: Eukaryota; Metazoa; Nematoda; Chromadorea; Rhabditida; Strongylidae.